This is a messenger RNA of Neocloeon triangulifer, 3409 nucleotides long. RefSeq lists its product as uncharacterized. Lineage: Eukaryota; Metazoa; Arthropoda; Insecta; Ephemeroptera; Baetidae. Gene Ontology annotation, molecular function: interleukin-17 receptor activity. Bases 257 to 2179 code for a protein of 640 amino acids. The record is from RefSeq and is a predicted model, not a curated record. The transcript has 13 exons.
CGGAUUCGGGCCGCCUGUUGACAACAAAAUCUUGUUUUGAUGUCCUUCUUCUCGCGACCAUUCCUCAGCCAUCGGUGAUCAUUAGAAAGUUUCCUCAAGACAAACGCCACCUUAAGAGGAUCACGGACAGUCCUGCAGUCGCCGGACACCCUGAAGAUGUGAUUCAGCCGCCCAAAGGCGGAGUUCCUAUCAAAAUUCGCAGGAGAGACAGCAGCUUUUAUUUCGUCCUCGAUGCGCAGCUAAAUUUUUCAUCGAGAUGAAGCUCAGAGUGCUGAUUUCCAACUUUGUCGUGCUCCUCGCGCUCGCCUCGCCGUCAGGUGCCACUUUCUGCAGCGACGGAUUCUCAAAGGAACAAAGGGAGAACUUCUUUCACCUGCGAUGUCAUUGCUCUGGAAAUGAAAACACCAAAGAUGAAUAUGAGGAAACAAUCUCAAAAAGUCUGGAUGUCAGGCUGCAAGACAAAAGCUCCAUCGUGGUCGAAUUUGAUUUUCCUGCAAACCCCUGCACCUUCCAGCGAUACAGCAUCGAGCUGAAUUACGUCAACUUGACCGGCGUGCCGAAAGGAAACUGCUCCAUCUACCAUCCGGAAAAUCACACUUUGGACGACGAUCUAGACUCGCAAGUCACACCACUGCGGCACUCACUGCGCAACUACCACACCAGCAACCAAACUUCCUACGGACAGCAGUGUCCGAAGAGAGCCACUGUUGAAUUCCACCAUGUUUUUGAUGGCUGCUACUUUGUCUCGAUCACUCCGUACAAAAGUGGAGCCAACGAAGGCAACAAGAAGGCAGUGUUCUCGAGACCAGCUGUGUUGAGCACAGGAGUGACCAAGUCUGACGUCGAGCUGAUGAACACAACGGCCAAAGUUCACACCACACCAAAGUUGAUUAAUGGCACGGCCUUCAUGACCUCGAGAUUCACUUUCGAUGACCGCUCCUUGCAUAUGGUUCCGACAAUUGUCUCCAUUUCCUUAAAAAUGAUGGUUGACCUUCGAGGUGACGGGGCUUGCACCAGGUCAGGAUUCGAGUACAACUGCUGCGAGAUUAUGAAUGAUGAUGACUCAACUUUCCUGUGCACGUCUCACUUUGAUCCGAACAAGACAACAAAUUGUAAAUUCGACAGUGGUGAAACUUUUACUUCAGUUGAGUGCACCAUGCCAACCAAUUUCAAUGGAAAUUACUGUGUACUUGUUGAAAUUAAAGAUGACCGUUGUCCUUCCGUUGUUGGAGACAUCUGGAGCCUGGGCCAUGACCCUCAUGCCCAGUCCUGCAUUUGGCACCACAAAGGAUACCUGGAAAAGGUGGUACCACCCAGUGAGGUAAUCACAAGGCCUGCCCCGCCAGAAUGGUACGUCUGGUUGAUUCUCGCACUAGUCAUCCUGUUUGUGCUUGGAUUUUUGUUUUACUACUUCUAUCUCUUGUUGAGGAGAGGAUUUUUGGCUGGCCAGCCAACUGAUGAAGAAGGAGGCUCGGACGUCAUAAACACUGCUUUACCGCUGCUCUCUGUGGAAAAUCAAAAGAUUUUGCUGCUCUACGCUCGAGAUUGUGAAAAGUUUAUGGAAGUGAUGGCGCACUUCCGAGAAAUGCUCUCUGACUGUUGCAAAAGAGAGGUCAUUGACCUCUAUCACGAGUCUUACGAGCAGGAUUUGAACCAGCAGGGCUCUGACUUUUUGCUCGAGCUCCUCAGAAAGAACAAAACAUUUGGCAAAGGGCUCUUUCCAGAGGUCACAGUUGUGAUCGUCCUCUCCGAAUGUGGCAUUGCCCAUCACGUUGCCCAGAUGAAAGGCACCAGACUGGAAUACAAGGAGCAAGAGUCGUUUGACUCAUUUUUCCCGCUGGCUUUGAAAACGCUGAAAGAAGAUGUGCAAACCAACAUGUACAACCGAGUGCAUGUUGUUGAAUUCUCAGCGUUCAAAAUUCCAGCCAAGAGCCCGGAGAUUUUCAUCAACGCUCUCACUAGAUACAAGAUGCCUAGACACUUGAAGGAACUUGUACGAGCCCUAUUAAGAGCCAACAACAAAAGCGACAUAGAUGUCUGCGAAGAUAGUUAUCAAGAAUUAUUGGACAAAAUUGAGGAUCUUGUGGCCUACAGAAAGGAGAAUCCUGACUACCUGGCUUCACUCAUUGGCCAGGUGGCAAUGAACGGAAACUCCACUCAGCUGAACGAAGAAAAAUGAAAUCCCGCCUAGAAUCAUGUUGGGCAAUCAGGGUGCAUUUUUAUGUCAUAGGACUCAAAGACUGAUUUUUAAUGUGCGCGCAUUUGGGCAACUAUCAAAGGUAGCUCCAUCAUUUUUGUGGGAGUCAAACAUGUCCCUAUCUCCCUAUCGAGUUAUAUAAUGCUAUUGUGCAGCUUUAUGUAAAUACCAUCCGUCAACAAACCGCAGCUUAUUGUCCUACUACAUAUUGAAUCCCUUCUCAUGUGUAAGGUCUGGCAGAUUGUUUAUAAGAUUUUGACUUGUCUUUGAUUAGCAUUCAAUUUGUUUUUAAAUAUUAUACCGUCCCAUAAGUGUCUUUGAAAAUGUGCUUUGUUGAUUUGCCAAAUGGAAAUCAUGAACGUAUUACUUAUUGUUGCCAUAAACAGUUGCUGAAUCCUCAAAAUACAAGCCUACUUUUAAAUUUUGGAUCUAAAGUUUAUCGUGCAACAAACCUUUUUGGCUUAAAGUUUGAAUAAUGUUAUAAAAAUGGUUAAAAUAACCAGAUAAAUGGACAUGUCUUUGCAUUGUUGUUUUAAAUUACAUGAAAAGUUAACUCUUUGCCCCUGUAGUUAACAAAUCAAGCAAAAGGCUAGUUGGUUAGCACAAACUGGACAUGGUGUAUUCCUAAAAUCUGUCAAUAGUUUUGCUUAACGCAGGUGUUUUUGAUGCAGUUAGUGCCAUUUUCAGUGCAAUCCUUUUUCUCACAUACGUAUCUCAGGCAUAAUUUGUGUGUACAUUUAUCAUUUCAAAAUGCAAAUCAAAUUUUAGAAAUUUCCAAAAAUUGGUGUUAAAUUUUUAAAUCAUAGAACUGUGGAUCAUCCAAUUUUACUCUAUAAGCACAAUUUUCAGAAUAUACUCCUUAAAAUUUGUUAAGCUUCUGUGCCACUGGAAAUAAGUGCAAUGAUGUUACUGGUGUUCUAAGAUUAAGAACCACGUCUAAUUCCUAAAGCAGCCGCAAAGUCUGUGUGAUUUGUUCACACCAUAAAAGUGCAAAUUCUUCUCUCACUCAAUGCUCACUUAAAGUCAGCAUUCGAAUUCAAAAAUCAGUAUAAAUUGUGUUAUCAUUACAAGUACAAAACAUAUUGCAUGUUUCCUCUUGUCACAUCAGAAUCCAUUUGUAAUUUUGCUGAACUGGCCUGUGCAAUUUUAUUUAGUUAUGAUAAAUUAAUGGUUGUGUAAAUAAAGAAUAAACUCCUGACAAAAAAUAUAAGU